Molecule: messenger RNA, 1215 nt
Organism: Penicillium longicatenatum
Lineage: Eukaryota; Fungi; Ascomycota; Eurotiomycetes; Eurotiales; Aspergillaceae
Exons: 6
Coding region: 1-1215 (404 amino acids)
Source: RefSeq, a predicted model, not a curated record
AUGUCUUCCGAGCCUUCACAGUCAAACUCACAGGAUUACUCCAGUCACCACAGGAACCCUGACCUGUCUAAAGACCCAGCCUUGCAGCACCAAUUUGGCUAUUUAUCCACUCCUAUUGAGUCUGUGCAGCCGCCGGCGUUCCAGCAAAGCGCCUUGGACAAUUCGGAUCCCGCGUGGCCGUUUAUUACUAGCCCGGUGCCGGCCCUAGAAACGUCCUCUUUACCUUCAUCGGUUUUUCCCUUUUCAUCUCAUCCACAAGGCUCCACUACUCCCCUACACUCUAAUUCCCUUCCAGAAUCAUUUUAUGAUCCUGAUUCUUCUUAUUCUGAGCAAUCUUAUUCGGAUUCAACUUACUCAAAAACCACAUACUCCGAGCACUAUCCUGAACAGACUAUACAUCAGUCUAUUGAACAAGAUAAUUGCCAAGAGCAAUUACCUACGGAGCAUCCACGCGGUCUUGGAAUCAUACCCUACCCUAUGUCUGUAGCAUCAGACACAUACUUUGGUGGCCAAAUGCAGCCAAACUCUCACCACUAUGUCUGGCCUAACCGUCCAUUUCAACCGUUGCAGCCUCCAUCCGGAAAUGUGUAUCAACAGUUCCCUCCGCCACAGUCAUAUCCUUCAUCUAGCUUCUCUGCUGCCUAUGGCAGCCAUCCUAAUGGGCCAAUGCCUGGCUACCACCCUGAGUCUCAUGCACCGUCUUCUUAUCUUCCUGGGGCUCCUGGUAGCGCUCGCCCGAGUCAUUCCCGCAGCCCUUCAAUGGCUCGUUCUUUCACUCCUCACACAACCACUGCCCUCCCCGAACAGCCUAUAAUGAUAUCCUCUUCCCCUUAUAUGAUGAACCAACCCGCUUAUUAUCUCCCCGAAGCACCACAAAUUCCUUCCUCCCACCCCUCGUCUAUGGGCUCGCAAGCAUCUUCAGCUAUUGCUGACCCCGUUUUCUCUCCACCCGAGUCUCUACAUGGAUCGGACAAUGAGCGGCAAGUCCGUGUCGUUAGUUCAAGGCCUCGACCGCAAUGCUGGGACCACGGGUGUAAUGGCCGUGAAUUCUCCACUUUUAGCAACCUAUUGCGACACCAACGAGAAAAGUCUGGAGUUGUUGCCAAAGCCGAGUGUCCUGUAUGUGGAGCAGUGUUUACUCGAACAACAGCGCGGAAUAUUCAUGUGGCACAAGGGAAAUGCAAAGGUGGUGGCCGAGAACCGUCAGCAGAGUAG